AUGGGUGUCUUCUCCAAUCUCCGAGGACCUAAAAGUGGAUCGAUCCACGAAGGAUUGCCUGUAGCCAAUGCCUCUCCCUCGUCUCCUUCCUCAUUCAAGCGAAAAGUUUCGAGCUUGUUGCCAAUCUGCGUCGCUAUCGUAGUCCUCAUCGAGAUCGCGUUUCUGGGUCGUCUCGAUAACGCUGCUCUGGUCGAUACCUUGACGGAUUUCUUCACAAACUCGCCUUCGAGCUCGCAAUCUACGACCAGAACAUCCGAUUUUGAGAAAUGCGAGAAGUGGUUAGAGAGAGAGGAUUCAGUGAGCUAUUCUAGGGAUUUCAGUAAAGAUCCGAUCUUUAUCUCCAGUGGUGACAAGGACUUCGAAUCGUGCUCAGUUGAUUGUGCAUUUGGAAGCAGUUCUGAUAAGAAACCUGAUGCAGCUUUUGAAUUAGGUCAUCAGCCUGGAACUUUAAGUAUAAUCCGUUCCAUGGAAUCAGCUCAGUAUUACCAUGAGAACGAUCUUGCUCAGGCACGACGGAGAGGUUAUGAUAUUGUGAUGACCACUAGUCUGUCAUCAGAUGUUCCUGUUGGGUAUUUUUCAUGGGCUGAGUAUGAUAUUAUGGCUCCAGUGCAACCCAAGACAGAGAAGGCUAUUGCUGCUGCUUUUAUUUCCAAUUGCGAGGCUCGGAAUUUCAGGUUGCAAGCUCUUGAAGCCUUGAUGGAGGCGAGUUUUAAGAUUGACUCUUAUGGUAGUUGUCACCGGAACCGUGAUGGGAGUGUGGAGAAAGUUGAAGCUCUUAAGCACUACAAGUUCAGUCUAGCUUUUGAAAACACCAACGAGGAGGACUAUGUCACCGAGAAGUUCUUCCAAUCUCUAGUUGCUGGAUCUGUCCCUGUGGUUGUUGGAGCUCCAAAUAUAGAAGAAUUUGCACCUUCUCCGGACGCAUUCCUUCACAUUAAGCAGAUGAGUGAUGUCGAGCCAGUUGCAAAGAAAAUGAAGUAUCUUGCAGAUAACCCUGCCGCCUAUAGUAAGACACUAAGAUGGAAACAAGAAGGUCCUUCAGAUUCUUUCAAGGCACUUGUUGAUAUGGCUGCUGUACACUCUUCUUGCCGUCUCUGCAUUUUCGUGGCUACAAGGAUCAGAGAGCAAGAAGAGAAGAGGCCUGAGUUUAAGAGACGGCCCUGCAAAUGCACCAGAGGCUCAGAGACGGUCUAUCAUUUGUAUGUUAGAGAAAGAGGCCGGUUUGAUAUGGAAUCCAUCUUUUUGAAGGAUGUGAAUCUGACUCUGGAAGCUCUUAAAUCUGCGGUUCUCACAAAGUUCAAGUCUCUGAGACAUGAACCAAUUUGGAAGAAGGAGAGGCCUGCGAGCUUAAGAGGAGAUAAUGAGCUUAAAGUACACUCCAUAUACCCGCUUGGUCUGACUCAAAGACAAGCUCUUUACAACUUCAAAUUCGAAGGAAAUUCAACUCUCAGUACUCACAUACAGAGAACCCCUUGUGCCAAAUUUGAAUUUGUCUUCGUCUAA
Molecule: messenger RNA, 1503 nt
Organism: Microthlaspi erraticum
Lineage: Eukaryota; Viridiplantae; Streptophyta; Magnoliopsida; Brassicales; Brassicaceae
Source: the annotation of a GenBank genome assembly